UAUAUACCCAGUAUACCUAUAUAUAUACAUAGGAUGUAGAGAAUACUGCUGUAUGAACUGUACAUCGUAAGACUGUGGACCGUGGAGCAGCGGAGGUCGAGUUGGGAGGAGAAGCGAGAGAAGCGCAUACACUGUUAUUGGACGUGUAGGUAGUUAUCAAUCAAAGCGAGUGUGCGUGCUGUAUAGGCUAGAGCAGCGAAAACAACGCGAGCUCCGAGCUCCCCGAGCGCCGUUCAGCUGCUGUAUAUGCUGUACCGACAAACUCGGUCGAGCUCUGCGCCUCUCUCCUGCUCUUUCUUCGUGAUCUUUCGCGUUGAGUGCGCGUACGAGCGACAAAGUGAACGGCCUGGCGUACCAUAGCAGCAGCAUAAACCUAUACGCAAACACACACGUAGGCGCAGAAAGUUGACGCGCUCGCGGGUCGUGGCCCAGUAGGCAGCGAUCUACCGCGAGCGAAGCAGCUCUCCGCGUCUCGUCGCGCGCCUACGGACCCAAAAGUGAGCGUGCGCGUGUGCGUGUGCAAGACAGAAAGAGAGAAAGAGAGCGCGUGUGCGUGCGUGCGUGCGUGCGUGUGGCCGGGCUGCGGUAGCCCGAUCGAGCUUCGACAAAGCCACCGACGGCCGACGACAACAAAGAGAGAGUCGUGCAGCGAGCGUGCCCUCUUGGGCUUUUGGAGCAGCGUCGCGAAUAGCGAGUGCAGUGCGCGAUUAACCAUGGCCACCGCGACGGGAGCUCGCUGGCCAGUGCUGCUGCUGUUGCUGCUGCUGUCAUUCGCCUGGCUCACGAGGCCGUCCCGAGGAGCAUCCAACGAUGCUGUCAAGGCGACGACGAUCGGCGACGACCUCGGCGAGAGGCUGCGCAGGAAGCUGGACGAGAGCGCGGGCCUCAAGUCGCUCGUCUACACGGGCUUCAACAGCACGAGCUCGCUGGCCUACAACGCCAGCACGGACUUCGACCCCAUGGGCAUGGGCCAGCUCUACAACGUGACCAACGCCUUCAUCGACUUUCUACAUCCCAAGCAGGCUUUUCCCGAAGGUCUGAUCCGGUUCGAGGAGGACGGCGAGCUGGUACUGGCCGACCCGGCGAGCGAAUGGCGCGAGCUGCUGACGCACUACGGGGCAUUGGGGGCCGUGGCGUUCGCCGGCCUCCUGCUGGCCGCUCUGCUGCCCUGCGUCGGCCUCUUCUUCUGCUGCUGUCGUUGCGCGGGUCGCUGCGGCGCCCGGAGCGCCCCCUUCGACAAGAAGCACGAUCACUGCCGCAAGGUCGUCCUGAGCUUCCUGCUCAUCGGCUGCGCCACGGUCCUCCUGUUCGGCGUCGUCUGCGCCUUCGCCACCAACGAGUACAUGCAGGAGGGCACCCGCGAGCUGCCCAGGGCCGCGGCCACGAGUCUGCGCGACCUGCGCACCUACCUGCAGGCCACCAAGUCCCAGAUCGAGACCCUGCUCAAGUUCAAUUACGACGAGCUCGAGCUGGCGCUCAACUCGAUCCUCCGGGCGAGCGGCCAGAUCGUCACGGAGCAGCUGGCCGAGUCGUCGCACGCCGUCUCGCUCAUGUCUCUCAACGACAUCGUCGCCGGCUUGUCGCCCAUACGCAAGGACCUCAAGAUGAUGACCGACAUCACGAGGGAGCUGCGCAACAACGCCUCGCAUCUCGAAAUUCUCGUGAGAAAAGUGCGCAACAACUUGCUCCAGACUCUCAGUAGCUGCGAUACGCAGCAGUGCAAGGACCUUAUGAACAAAUACAGAAUCGGCGAGAUGACUGUCAAAGUCGACUUCGACAAGUUGCCCGAUCUCACCGUCAAUCAUGUGCUGAACAAUAUAUCUCAACUGAUGGACGGCAAUAUCGUGGCCGAGGUGCGCAAAGGCAUGGAGGAGUUCAUGAACAUCCAAAAGGAAAUCCAGCAAGCCGUCAACCAGACCAUACCCGUGGUGAGCGCGAGUAUCAGAAGGGCCGGUGACUCGCUCGCUGGAGUCUCCAACAAUAUCGUUCAGAUGGUCGACCGUCUCAGCAUGGACAUCGACAAGAACUACCUACCUCAGCUCGAUUACGCGAAACGCCAUAUCGAUCAAUACUCGCAUUACAGGUACUACCUGGGAUUGAGCAUUUCAAGUAUCUUGCUCACCGUCUUUUCUUGUUUAACAUUUGGUCUGUUUUGCGGAGUCUGCGGAAAACGCCCUGACGGCUACGACGAUGAUUGCUGCAAUAAAGGUUCAGGCGCACGUUUUCUUAUGAUGGCUGUUUGGAUAAUUUUCUUACUGACGAGUGUGCUGCUCGUCGUGACGAUCGCUCACAUGGUUACCGGCAUACUUGCCGAAAGGGUCGUUUGUGAACCACUGAAACAUCCCGAAGAUAAUCACGUUUUUGAAUUGCUCGAUCGGUUCGUGAAUGUCAAACAGAUGCUCUAUCCAAAGAACGUCAAUGCCGACAUCGAUAUCGCUCAUAUGGUUACUGCUUGCCACAAAAACGAGACUAUUUAUAAGGUAUUGAAACUUCAGUACAUCGUCGACGUUGAAUCUCUCAGAGGUUUUAUCGACCGAUACGAUAUCAAUCAAACGAUUCAUCAGCUCGAGCAGAAAAUUAGUUUGUCGCAUGAUUACCGAAUAAUUAGCGAGGCUGCGAGAGAAAAGCUCAAUGCCUUGGCUCAAAGUGGAUUAAGCGACAUCAAAUUUUAUCAAUUCACCGACAAUUUGAAAGACAAUAUUACGAGCAUCAAUUUGGAGCAACUUGCCGGCAAACUCCGAGAGGUCGCUCUCAAACUCCCGAACGGUUACGAUGAAGUUAAAGAAGAUUUGCUCAAAAACGCUUACGACCUCGAAGGCUACCAUCGUGAUAUUGUCGUGCCCAUGAGUAAUUUGAGCAAUCGACUUAGCGAUAGCGCCACCGAGCUACAAGAGCAUAUAAAGUUCAAUCACACUUCUAUGGCUGAGGCCAUUCUUUCCUUGGUCGACCAAGUCGAUAAAGCCCAAGUUUUCAUAUCUACGAGUGGACCAUCGCACGUUAAAACACUCGCUCAAGAGUUUGGCAAAGCAUUCAUUUUUCAAGUAAAUAAUUAUCUUGAUUACGUGAUAAAUAGCACCUUAACAAAAGUUGGAAAAUGCGGACCAGUGUCGCAUGCGUACAAUGCGACGGUAGUGGCUAGCUGCAACAAAAUCCUUGAUCCAUUUAAUGGAUUUUGGGCCAGCGUUGGCUGGAGUUUACUCCUGUUCAUUCCAACUAUUGUGUUGUGCGUCAAAUUAAGCGUGCUUUACCAAAAGUCGGAUCCUUAUCCAGGACCUCUAGUUGAAGCUGAAUAUUUGUAUGACGCGUAUGCCGACAGGGAUAACGUACCCCUUGCUCAUACUCCUGAUAAAAAAUAUGUUGCGCAUAAUCGACAUCAUCAUCAUCUUCAUCAUCAUGGUUCUACAGCCUAUAUCGAAGGCUAUCUUGACGGGACAGCGAUCAGCUAUACCGAUAGAGAAAGAAUCGCUGACGCGCAUCAAGGCACUUCUCAUGAUUCUAGAUACUCUGAUCUAGCGCCAAAAAACUGGGAUUUUCCUAAUGGCGGACCGCCGAGGUACCAACCAGCUGCAGUAGCACCCCCUUUAAGUACCGAAUAUGAGCGACCUCCGCCUUACUACUAUCCAGGACCAGGGGAUAGGAAUUGAAACAUGGGUGCCGUGGCAUGGGGGCGAACUUCUUUGAGCCGCGCAGCAAUGCGUAGCCUUAGAAAUAGCUACCGAAGAAAUUUUGGCAAAAAACAUGAUCAAGAUUAUGUUUAGUUCAUGUAAAAUUGCAAUUUUUACGCAAUUAACCGAAUUAAGCCAUCUAUCAACUACAUGCCACGGAUCAAUCAAUAACAUCUUUCUGCAGCACACACAGACACACACACACACACACACACAAACAAACACACAAAAGAAAACACACAAGCGCUUAUGUGCUCAUUUAUUCUUUAGACUAUGAAAAUACUGAUUUGACGCCCUUUUAAGAGUUGGACUCUUAAUUUUAUAAUACUAACUAAACUCCAAAAAUCUAUCGUAAAAAAUAUUUUUUGCUAAAGGUCAGUCUUAAGCCAAAGAACAUCCAUUUUUACGUCGAUUGCUGGCCUUAUUGAAAUUGUGAUUACCUAAAUUCUUGAUUUAUAUUAUUUAUUAGUUAACUAGGCUAACUAAAUCUAUUAAAUGUUCGUUCAUCAACUUUAUAAGAACCUUAAAAUUAGAGUUAAAACAGGAGCAUGUUUUUUCAUUUCAUCAAAACUUAACUAAAUAUUGUAGUAAACGUUCGUUGAAAAUCAUUUUCUUUCGUGGGUACACAUGCAAUUCCACGAGUCAAUUAGUUCUUAUACUGAACACUUUUUCAUCGAAUAUUUUUUUUAAAUUUUCAUCAUUUUGCAAUAGUCAGUAUCAAUAUGAAAGGUAAGAUCAUCCUAACAAAUCAUAAAUAUAUAUUGAUAUAAUCGUGAACAUGAAAUUAUGAAAGUAGAGAUUCAAUCAUUUGUAACUAUUAUUAAUACUACAUGUGUUAAAUAGUAACAUCGAUAACUUAAGAAUGUAUUUGAUUUACAUAAGAAUUUUUGUUGAUAAUUUUUUAUUCUUGAAGAGUGAUAUUAGAUAUUGAUUUUCAGAAUUAGACUUAUUAUUGUAUUUUUAAAGUAUUAUAUUUACGAAGCUGCCAAUUGUUUGUAAACGUUUAGAAUCAUUAGUUUUAUUUUUCAAGAUCUGUCUCCUAGGUGGCGUAACGUCGCCUGACCAUAAUAUGACUGAACUCAAAAUAAAAAUAGUUUACCUUA
This is a messenger RNA of Trichogramma pretiosum, 4768 nucleotides long. RefSeq names its product prominin-like protein. NCBI's taxonomy places the organism in Eukaryota, Metazoa, Arthropoda, Insecta, Hymenoptera, Trichogrammatidae. The record is from RefSeq and is a predicted model, not a curated record. Gene Ontology annotation, cellular component: membrane. The transcript has 13 exons. Bases 714 to 3644 code for a protein of 976 amino acids.